Messenger RNA from Vitis vinifera (wine grape), 2855 nucleotides. RefSeq names its product WD repeat-containing protein PCN. Gene Ontology annotation, molecular function: protein binding. The coding region runs from base 191 to 2677 and encodes 828 amino acids. Gene Ontology annotation, biological process: meristem maintenance; meristem growth. NCBI's taxonomy places the organism in Eukaryota, Viridiplantae, Streptophyta, Magnoliopsida, Vitales, Vitaceae. The record is from RefSeq and is a predicted model, not a curated record. The transcript has 11 exons.
AAUAUUUGUUCGGUCAACCGCCACGCUUAAACCCUCAAAAACCUAACACUGCGUCGCCUCCGCUUUCUCUUCCUCUUCUCGGCCUCUUCUCACUUACCCUUUCCUCUUUGCAUCUUCCCCGUCUGACACAGAAGAAACGGCCAAUCGGAAGCCCUAAAAUUUUUCUGGGGGUUGGAUUUUGGCCACCGAAAUGCUCGAGGCUUAUCGGAAUAGCUCGUUAGAUUGGAAUCCCUCCCCAGUUGUAGCCCUAGCAACCAGCGUCGACGACUCGCAAGUUGCCGCCGCUCGGGAAGACGGUUCCGUUGAGAUAUGGCUCGUCUCUCCCGGCUCCGUCGGCUGGCAUUGUCAACUGACUAUACACGGAAACCCUAAUUCCAGAGUUUCAUCGCUUGUUUGGUGUCGCUCUGGUUCGAAAAACAUGCCUUCAGGUCGUUUGUUUUCUAGCAGUAUUGAUGGAUCAGUUUCAGAGUGGGAUCUUUUCGACUUGAAGCAAAAGAUUGUGUUAGAUUCAAUUGGGGUCUCGAUAUGGCAGAUGGCUGCAGCACCUUACAAUGAUGCAUGUCUUACUCAGCAUGAGUUACAACAUGUCGGGAAUGGAUAUUUAAAUGAUAAAUUAAAUAAUGCGGAGGAUGAAGAUAAGGAGACCAGUGAAAGCGAAGAUGAUGAUUCGGUUGAACUCCAUGAGGUAUCGGUCUUUGAAAAUCCACGUGUAGCGAUGGGUUGUGAUGAUGGUUGUGUGCGAGUAUACAGUAUUACCAUUUCAGAUGAGUUAACUUACAAUAAAUCAUUGCCUAGGGUCAGUGGGCGAAUAUUAAGCGUGACAUGGAGUCCCAACGCAAGUAUGAUAUACUCAGGGAGUAGUGAUGGGUUUAUAAGAUGCUGGGAUGCUAAAUUGGCUCAUGAGAUUUACAGAAUAACAGUUGGGCUUGGAGGGUUAGGGAGUGGACCGGAACUUUGUAUAUGGUCAUUACUUGCCCUGAGGUGUGGUACACUAGUUAGUGGAGAUAGCAAUGGUAGUGUUCAGUUUUGGGACAGUCAGCACGGAACUCUUUUGCAGGCACAUUCUUUGCACAAGGGUGAUGUCAAUGCUCUGGCAGCAGCGCCUAGUCAUAACAGGGUGUUCUCUGCUGGUUCUGAUGGUCAGGUUAUUCUUUAUAAACUCUCUAGUAGUGAUGACACUUCUUCAAAGGGGAUAAAGAAAUGGAUCUAUGUUAGUUAUGUAAGAGCUCAUACGCAUGACGUCAGGGCCUUGACAGUUGCAGUACCCAUCAGCCAAGAAGAUCAAUUGGCCGAUGAAAAGGAUAAAAGGAUUCAUUGUAAAGAAAAGACCGUUGAUAAAAAGGAUAAAAGAAUUCGUCGUAAAGAAAAGCCUGUUGACUUUAGUUAUCAUAAAUGGGCCCACCUGGGGGUUCCCAUGCUAGUAUCAGCAGGUGAUGACACGAAGCUUUUUGCUUACUCUGUCAAAGAGUUCACGAAGUUCAGGCCACAUGAUAUUUGCCCUGCACCUCAAAGAGUAGCAAUGCAAUUGGUUCUUGAUACUGAUGUCAAUAAAAUGCCUUUGCUUCUAGUCCAGGCUUCUUAUUGGUUAGAUAUUCUAUGUAUUCACACAAAAAGUGGUUCUGUUACUGAUAUGGGGUCUAGCUCUUAUGGGGCCCUUGCAACAACAGAUCUGCUGGUUCGAGUUAAGAGUAAGGCAUCUCGGAAGAUCAUUUGCAGCACCAUUUCUGCUUCAGGGUCGCUUUUUGCAUAUUCUGACCAUGUAAAACCUAGCCUCUUUGAAUUGAAAAGUGCUCAUGGUAGGAGUGCAUGGACUGUUAAUAAAAGGCAACUUCCUCAAAAACUCCCAUUCGCCCAUUCCAUGGUUUUUAGUUGUGAUUCUUCUCGGUUGAUGAUAGCAGCUUAUGAUAGACGGAUAUAUGUUGUGGAUGUGGGAAGCUCAGAGCUAGUACAUACCUUCACACCCUAUAGUGAGGAGCAUGAUGAGGAAUCUCCUCCUGGUGAGCCUCCAAUAACAAGAAUGUAUACAAGCUCUGAUGGGCAGUGGUUAGCUGCCAUCAACUGCUUUGGGGAUGUCUAUAUAUUUAAUCUGGAGAUACAAAGGCAGCAUUGGUUCAUAUCAAGAAUGGAUGGUGCCUCUGUUACUGCAGGAGGUUUUCCUCCUCAAAACAACAAUGUGCUCAUAAUCACAACGUCUUCAAACCGGGUUUAUGCAUUUGAUGUGGAGGCCAAACAGUUGGGAGAAUGGUCAAUCCAGCACACAUUUGUUCUGCCCAGGAGAUACCAGGAGUUUCCUGGGGAAGUUAUUGGGCUUUCAUUUCCAAUAUCUUCAAGUUCAUCCACAGUUAUUGUUUACAGUGCCAGGGCAAUGUGCUUGAUCGACUUUGGGAUGCCAGUGGAUCAAGAAGAUGAGAGAGAUUUGAUAAAUAGUCAGGAUUCAGCUAUCAUCAAGAAGUUACAAAAUUCACCCAUUAAUGGACGUCUGAAACGUAAGUUGAAAGAAAGUGGUUUAGAUACUAAACUCAAUGAUAGAAAGAAUUUUGAAUUUUGUGCUUUCAGAGAUCCUGUAUUAUUUGUUGGACACCUUUCAAAAAAUUCCCUCUUGAUCAUAGACAAACCAUGGGCGGACGUGGUUAGAACUUUCAGUGCCCCAGUUCACAGACAUAUUUUCGGGACAUAACUGCAAGUCAAAGAUUGGUUAUUACAGUCUAUGAGGGAGAGUUAAGAUUUGGAAGCCAAUCCCUUCCAUUCAAUAUUACAGUUUGGUAUCUGUUGUUCUUCGCGGUCUAAAGCAUGCUGUGUAUUGUAUUUUUUGAUAAUUCUAGUUGACUUAUUAUAGUAGAUUUUUUGGCAUUGAA